AACGCCAAGCAAUUACCGAGUCCUGGAGGGAUGUUUCCACUGAGUUGGUUGAAACUGAGUUCAAGCACAGCAAAAGAUGGUGCGCUAACACAGGGCGUAGUGGGUAUCUGCCCAGUGAAACUGUUGGUGCUAGCAUUAAGCACGACCAGGCUCUUCAUCACCUCCCAUGUUGUGGAUGGAAACCUUCCUGUAAAAAAGUUACUUGAGAUGUUCAGUACCUGCAGAGGCCGUGCAGGGGUUGAAGAUGGCAACUCACUCAGGCCUCCUGUCAGGCAGUUGAAGCUGACAUCAAGAACAAGGAUGCUGCUGGAUGACACUAAUUCCAGUGGCAACCCACCAGACAGCGAGUUCUGGGACAGGUUGAGGCGCAAAAGGCCAGUGAGGUUGCCAAGGAACGGCGAGAUGGACCCCUUAAGGCCUCGAGAUGCCAGCGAAACAUCAGUGACUAUCCUAUCUUGGUUGCAGGUGAUCCCUUCCCACGUGCAACAGUCCGUGUCGAUUCGCCACGAUGCUGUGAGGCCACCAUCGCUCGAGAGCCCAGUGAGGAGCUGGAGUAGGGAGCUCUUCUCCUGGUCUGUGCAGGAACUGGUGGGAGAAUCCAAGCAAACCAGUAGCACAAGAGCCAAACCGAAGAAAGGAACGGGAAAACCGUUCCUGUGUGAGUGACUGAGUGGCUGCAUGGUUUCCUCGAGAAUCUAGCUUGGAAACCACAGGCUUAAGCUUUUGUCUGCCAGGAUGAAGUGCCAAACUAUCUGAUGAAGAAAGAGCAAGACAGGAAAGGAACAACCUGCUCUGUUCUUUAGUUUGUUUGAUCCGGUGUGGUUGUAGUGAGCAGUGAUGAAAAUAAAAUUUGGGUCAACACCUCAACGGUUAGCUGAUGUUGCAUAUCUAAUGUGGUUUAUUUGUAAGUUUGACUUCCGAGGACGUUGAUGUGCUAAUACUUAAUCUGACCAUUUCUCCUACCAGUCUUACUAUGCCCUGAGGUACUGACAUUUGGUGGCAGAAGAGAAAAUUCACCUUGUGAUGAUCCCUUUUUUUUGGUGGCAGAUUCGUGAGAUGUGAUCUGUGAUGGACGAUUCGCGUACAUGAUUUGGAGAAGAGCACAUGAGAUGGGUUUUGCAGCUUGUAGAAGCGGGGGCUGAAGGCUGGUAUUCCAUCCUCUCUGAUUCUGUGCAGCCGCACCUCUCCGGCAUUCUUCCGCAAGAUCUGAAGCCCCAACGCCUUGUCUUGCAGCAUCUCAACCCACUCACCAGCAGUGCGACGAUGGCCACCGCUAUCAGUGCGGCUGUUUGGGCACUGCGCAAGGCGCUGGCUCCCAUUACGGAUGACUUGCCCAAGGAUUGGGCGGCCAGUGACAGUCUCGGCCCCAACAUCAACGCCCUCAAGAUGGAGCUGCUGCGCGUGCAGGGGAUCCUCUACAACGCGCACGACAGGGAAAUCACCAACCCUGCACUCCAGGACCUGCUGCACAUGUUGCGGCAGCUGGCGGACGGGGCCGAAGACGUGCUUGACGAACUGGACUACUUCCGCAUCCAGGACAAGCUCGACAGCACAUACCAUGCAGCCGAUAAGCAUGCCAAGGGCUGCACCCAUGGCCUUGCUCUCAAUGCGCGGCACACGGCCAGAGCCGUUGCCAACAAAUUCAAGUUCUCCUCGGGCGGCAACAAGCAGACACCAAAAUUGAAGUUUGAUCGUGUGGAUAUGUCUAAAAGGAUGGCAGACAUUGUACAGCAGCUGGAUCCUAUAUGUGCUAAGGUGAAAGAAAUCCUUGAUCUAGAGCUCCGCAACCAGAAACCUGCCCAAGGUAACAACAGACCAAAAACCACGUCAGCAAUAAUAGAGCCAGAGUUAUUUGGGAGGAAUGUUCAGAAAAAGAACAUUGUGGAUGACAUUACCCAUGGAAAAUAUUACGCCAAUGGACUUACCGUGCUUCAAAUUGUUGGCCCAGGGGGUAUUGGGAAGAUGACUUUCACACAACACGUAUAUCAAGAGGUGAAUAUCUUGUUUGAUAUUAUGAUUUGGAUCUGUGUUUCUCUUAAUUUUGAUGCAAAUAGAUUGACACAAAAGAUUGUGAAAAAGAUCCCUAAAGUUAAUGCUGAAAACGAGAAUGCUAUUGAAGGAGAGCUCAUCGAACAAAGAUUAAAACAUAAGAGAUUCUUGCUAGUUUUGGAUGAGUGGAAAAAACUGUUAGCUCCGUUCAGAAAAGGAGAGGCAAGAGGUAACAUGGUUAUUGUCACAACUCGAAUCCCAGAGGCAGUAACAAUGGUAAAAACAGUGGAUUAUUCAAUAGAACUCAAUCGCUUAGGAACUGAAGAUUUUAUGCAUUUGUUUGAAGCAUGUGUAUUUGGUCACGAACAGCCAUGGAAAGACUAUCCUGAAUUACUUGGUGUUGGAAAAUCAAUAGUGGGGCAUCUGAAGGGUUUCCCUCUUGCAGCAAAAACUGUAGGUAGAUUACUUAGAAACCAGCUUUCAUUGGACAAUUGGACAAGAGUUCUGGAAAGCAAAGAAUGGGAGUUACAAACCAGUGACUAUGACAUUAUGCCAGCUCUAAAGCUUAGUUAUGAUUAUCUCCCUUUCCAUCUACAACAAUGUUUUUCCUAUGGUGCUUUGUUUCCUGAAGAUUAUGAGUUUGGUGGCACAGAGUUGGUUCAAUUAUGGAUAGGGCUGGAUAUUUUAGAUUCAUGUGAUGAGAGGAAAAGACUUGAAGAUGUUGGGUUGUGCUAUUUAAAUGACUUGGUUAAUCGUGGAUUUUUUAAGAAGAAUGAAAAAGAAGAUGGCAGCUCUUGUUAUGUUAUGCAUGACCUACUGCAUGAGUUGGCAGUGAAGGUCUCCUCAUCAGAGUGUCUUAGCAUAUCUAGUUCUAAUGUGAGAUAUAUACAAUCUCCCCCAUCUGUACGUCACCUGUCUAUCAUUAUAGGUGACAGAGAUGUCAAUGAUAGAAUGACCUUUGAAGAUUUCAAGAGGGACUUGAGUACACUGGAUGAAAAACUGAAAAUUGAAAACCUGAAAACUUUGAUGUUAUUUGGAGAAUACCAAGGAUGCUUUGCCCAGACUUUGGGUGUUUUGUUUGCAGAAGCAAAAUCCCUCCGUGUUAUUCUUUUGUCUGGUGCAUCUUAUAGGUAUGUUGUGGAGGAUGUGUUUCGCAGUCUUCCAAGACUUAUUCAUCUUCGUUACCUAAGGAUAACGCCUUUUGCAAGACUAAACAGCAACAUCUCAAGAUUUUAUCACCUGAGGGUUCUAGAUGUUGAACAAUACAGUGUCCAACUAGAUUUUCCAAGAGAUAUGAGCAACCUUACAAAACUGCGCCAUUUUCUUGUCCGAGACAUUGACCUGCAGUAUAUAAAUUCUGACGUUGGAAAACUGGAAUUAUUACAAGACUUAAGAAGCUUUAUGAUCGGCCAGUUGGCAGACUUUGGUGACUCACUGAGAAUUCAUAACAUUGAGAAUAUUGAACGACAAGAAGUGAAUGAAGCAAAAUGGAUGCGCAAUAUCCACUUACAGAAGCUAAUGUUAGAAUGGGGUAUUGAUCGGCCGAAUAAGGAUCCUGCACAAGAAGAUCAUGUUCUUGAAAGUCUUAAGCCACAUAGCAGUCUUUUGGAUCUACACAUUGGAGGGCAUGGAGGUGCUACUUGCCCUUCAUGGUUAGGUGAGAACCUCUCAGUUAAUAAAUUGGAAUUUCUUUGUCUGGUUGAUGUAGCUUGGAUCAAAUUUCCACCUCUAGGGCAGUUGUGGUUUGUUAAUGAGCUUGGUGAAGAGCAUCUGAGUGGCAUCCCAAGUCAGAGCUUUCAAAAUUUGAAAAUGCUAAAAUUGGUUGAGAUACCAAGGUUGAGAAAAUGGGUUGAAAAUAGCACUUGUCAUUUGUUCUCUCAGCUAGAAGUUCUCAUCGUUAAAGGUUGCUCUGAACUCUUGGAGCUGCCAUUUCCAGGCUGUCAAUCUGAGCAAGAUGCAAACAUGACUUGGUUUCCUAGAUUACGGAGGCUUGUGAUUGAAGACUGCCCAAAGCUGUUGGCAUUGCCUCAUGUUCCUUGGACUCGCAGUCCAUGCUCUGCUAGGAUAGCUCGGGCAGGGUCACGUUUUGAGGAGCUAAUUUACUAUGAGAAUUAUAGAUCGGAGUUGAGCUUGAGAGUUGAAGGGAAGGAGGGUGGUCUAACUGAUAGCAAGUUUUGGAAUGUGUUGGCAUUGCAUAAUUAACCAAUCUUGAAGUGCUGGAGAUGAAGAAGUCCUCCUCUCCCAUUGGAUCACCUCCAAAUGCUAACAUCUCUGAAGAUUCUCAAAAUAAAUUGUUCAGAUAAUGUUUUGCCACUGAGCGAUGUUGAGAGUGAUGGCAUGUACCAAUUACCAAUUGAUACCCUAGAGAUUUGGCCGUGUGGUGCUACUGGGAAGGAGUUGACACGGUUGCUCUCUCAUUUCAUGAAUCUCAGCAAGUUGGCAAUAUCCUAUUGUGAGAAGAUAGCAAUGCUUCGUGUGAUGGAGCAGCAGGAGACAACAAGAACCGCAUCAUCUUCUUCAGAUAAUAAAGCGGAGCAAACACACAUUGAACAGCAGCAGCAGCACAGACAAGAGGAGAGGAGGAAAUAGCAACAGCAGCAGGAGGAGAAGCACUUUUGCUCUUGCCUCCCCAGCUGCAGGAAUUGAAGAUUGACAAUUGCCCAGAGCUGACCCUACUCUCCAGUUUGCUCAACGAUGGCGGACGAGGAUGGCUCCAAGGCCUCCGCUCCCUCUGCUCAUUCCGGAUAGAUGGAUGCCCCAAGUUCCUAUCCUCCUAUUUGUCCUCCCCCUCCGCUUGUUUCCCUUUCCCAGCCACUCUACAAAUCCUCCAUCUUCAAGGAGUGCUGGGCAUGGAGACGCUAGAGUUCCUCUCAAACCUCACAUUUCUCAGGAAAUUAACCAUUAUCAGAUGUGGGAAUUUAAGAGGCGAGGGCAUAUGGCCUCUCCUUGCCCAUGGCUGCCUCAUGGAAUUAGACCUCCGUUAUGCCCCCAAAUUCUUCACCAGCUCUGUGUUAGGAAUAAGCAACUUGUAUUCCCAUGAGGCCAUAGGCCGAUAUAUAUACAUGUACAGGUGUGGUACAUAUGCAGGAAACCCCUUAUACUACGGGAUAAAUACGAAGGGGUAUACACGACUUAUACUAUAACUCUAACACCCCCCCUCAAACUCAUGGUGGAGGAACAACACUGAGUUUGGAGAGAUAAAAGCCAUGUUGUGCUCUAGUCUGGGCCUUCGUCAGGAAAUCCGCCAACUGUAACUCGGAAGGCACAUACUGAAGAGCAACGACCUGAUCCUGCACAGCAGCGCGCACAUAGAAAGCAUCAACACCAAUAUGCUUGGUGAGCUCAUGCUUCAC
Messenger RNA from Triticum aestivum (bread wheat), 5342 nucleotides. RefSeq names its product putative disease resistance protein RGA4. The record is from RefSeq and is a predicted model, not a curated record. Lineage: Eukaryota; Viridiplantae; Streptophyta; Magnoliopsida; Poales; Poaceae. The transcript has 4 exons. Gene Ontology annotation, molecular function: ADP binding. The coding region runs from base 1105 to 4191 and encodes 1028 amino acids.